CAGUCUGAAGUUGGUUGCAGUUUUUUCAUCUCACCCUAUACAUAAAAAUUUAAAAAUGUAUGCUCUUGGCCCUCAGACAUGCUAGGACAUGCAAUUUUCAUGUUAAAGAAGAUGACACAUGUUAUGACAUUUUUAAUUACCUCCUCCCCUUUUUGGGCCACCGAACAACAAUAACAAGGUAAAGCUUAAUGUUACAAAACAAUGAAAUUCAAUUAUUUUACAACUCUCUCUCUCCUUUCCACCGCUUGCCUCUGUGGGGGAAAAAGGCAGAAAAUAAUUUCAAAUCAUUUCGAAAACAAUUUCAUCAGUUGCCACUGGUCCGCACUGCAAACAUGAAUUGCCAGCAAUAUGUUCGCAAGACAUUGGGUGAAUCGAGCAUUCACGGUUUCCCGUACUUGGUCAAACGUGAGCUGCACUGGAUGGAAAAGUUAUUUUGGAUUUUAAUGAUAUCGCUGGCCGCCUAUACCUCCAUUGAUAUUUGCCUGAAUCAAUGGAAACGUUUUCGCGACAAUCCCAUUGUUUAUGCCAUGGAACUGGCAUGGGGUAAAUCGAAUUUCCCUUUUGUGGGUAUAACGUUGUGCUCCGAUUAUGUGGAUAAGCAUGAAUUCGAACACAUCAUUGAGGAUAUGUGGCAUGUCGGGCGGGAGGACAAUCAAACGGCCUUCCAGUACUAUUGGGAUUUUUUGAAGGUUUUGAAUGCCUUGCAUAUUGCAAAUUUGGCGAAUUUGAGACCAUAUGAAAAUGAUUCGCGUUUGAACGAUUUGAAUUUUUUGCAAAUGUUGAUAAGGAUGCGCCAAAAGGUUUUGCCGGAAAAGGUCUUGGCCGACAGUGACGAACCGCACACCACAACGGAUUUGGAAAUUCGAGAAAUGGCCUAUGCGGCGGCAAUAACUGAGGCCGGUCUGUGCCGGUCUACAUCGCAGUUGACGAAAUAUACAAAUCCUUUUGGAGAUUUAAAACCUCUAAAAGUUUCAAAACGUCGUUACUGUGACAUUAUGAACGAAUGCAACACGAAGAUAUAUCCCAAGGUAUCGGAUGAUUUAAAUUUGUUUAUUUAUCUGCACAGUGUGGAAGAAAUAUUGGUGCCUUUGGAUCCGGGAACAAUACUGAGGCGUGCCAGCAUGGAUGGGUCCUUGACCGUAGAAUUGCUACUCUCGUUGACUACGGCAGAGACGGAAGUACGUAAUCUGCCCAUAGCCUAUCGGAAAUGUCGUUAUAAGGAUGAAAACAUAUUGAAAUACUUUGGGGUCUACCGCCCUGGCCUGUGUCGCAUUGAGUGCCGCAUCAAUGCCGCCUUCAAGAAAUGUGGCUGCAAACCAUACUUCUAUGUUGUGGCACCACACAUACCCAUCUGUGACAUCAAGGGCAUGCUGUGUCUGAACAAAGAAAAUUGGCCCCAUUCGGUGCAGUGCAACUGCCUCAAGCUGUGCCAGGAGGCUCAGUAUAUUGGGGUGCAGACCACCUCGCAAAAGGAUGAUACUACGAAAUUCGAACGCACCAUAAUCGUAAAGCUUUUUUUGCCACGCAUGGCCAUGAAACGCCGUGUGGUGUUUAGUACCGAUCAGCUGAUAAUGUCCUUUGGCGGGGCAAUUGGUUUAUUUUUGGGUGCCAGUUUUAUUAGCAUCUAUGGCCUGGUGUUUGUCUUGAGCGAGUUUGUGUUCUCCAAUUGUGUGGCGUUGGUGAGGGGAGAGAAGAGGAAGAAAACAAGUAUGCAGCAAAUAGAGAAGAGAGUGGAGGAGGUUGGCCAUAUUACUACCGUGACGGUUGUUGGGCAGAGAAGAUAUUAAAUAACCCCCUCCCCACCCAAAUUCGUUGGAAGAAAAUUAAAUUUAGAAAGAAAAAAAAAUUAAAAAUAAAUAUUGCCUACAUUUAGGGAUGGAAAUAUUUAACACCACACAUUAAAGCAUACUUUGAGGCUCCAAGAGCAUAAAAAUAAAUAUUCGAUUAUAGUUUAUUUAAAGCAUCUACUUUAAGGCUUCGA
Molecule: messenger RNA, 1981 nt
Organism: Musca domestica (house fly)
Lineage: Eukaryota; Metazoa; Arthropoda; Insecta; Diptera; Muscidae
Gene: ppk25
Product: pickpocket protein 11
Exons: 6
Coding region: 189-1787 (532 amino acids)
Biological process (GO): sodium ion transmembrane transport
Cellular component (GO): membrane
Molecular function (GO): ligand-gated sodium channel activity
Source: RefSeq, a predicted model, not a curated record